CGGGGCGGGGCCCGAGGGGGGCCGGGGCGGCCGUCCAGGAGGGCGGGGAGGCUGCGGCUCAGCGCGCCCCCGCCUGUUGGCCUGUCGGUCCCGCCGUGCACGAGCCGGGCGCUCCCGCCGCGCCGCCAUCUUCCGUCUGUCCGCCCUCUCGCCCUUUGUCCGUCUGCUGGAGCCCGGGCCGAGGAACCCCGGACGCCGGUGUGCACCCCCUCCGGCGGCGGGGGGGGGGAGUGAUGUCCCGGCGGAAACAGACCAGCCCCAAUAAAGUGCGCUGGAGACGCGUCUUUGCCGGCUUGGAGGAGCGCACUCGGCAGGCCAUGAGGAGGAAGGACUUCCCCGGGCUGCCCGGGGAGCAACCGCUGCAGCUCCAAGAACAGGACUCCAGCAGCAGUGACAGCGAGGGGGACGAAGAAACGACCCAAGAUGAGGUUUCUUCUCCUGCAUCUGAGGAAGAGGGCACGCUGGCACACGUGAAGCAGGAGCUGGAGCCCGAUGAGCCGUUUGGCCCCUCCGAGCAGGGGACUCCAGAGCGGGAGCUGGAUUUGCCCGUGAGCCCAGACACCCUGACAGGACUCUCCCGCUGUCCUCUCUGUCAGCUGGAAUGUGGUAGCAGGGAGCACCUCGUCACUCACGUCUACCAGCACACAGCAGCCGUGGUCAGUGCUAAGAGCUACCUGUGUCCCGUCUGUGGCCGAGCACUCAGCUCCCCGGGCUCCCUGGGCAGGCAUCUUCUCAUCCAUUCUGAGGACCAGCUGUCAAACUGCGCAGUGUGCGGGGCACGUUUUACUAGCCACGCCACUUUCAACAGUGAGAAGGUUCCAGAGGUGUUGUGUGCGGAUGCUCUGCCCAUUGCUCUCUCCAAAGAGUCUUCUGGGGCUGAAGAGGAGACCCCUGCGAGUAGCUCCCCGGUAUAUCCUGCUGGUAUCCUCCUGGUAUGCAACAGCUGCGUGGCCUACCGCAAACUCCUGGAGGCCCAAUCCCCGGGUGUGCGCAAGUGGGCCUUGCGACGGCAGAACGAGCCCGUGGAGGUGAAGCUGCAGCGACUGGAACGAGAGCGUACGGCCAAGAAGAGUCGCCGGGACAGCGAGACGCCUGAGGAGCGAGAGGUGCGGCGCAUGAGGGACCGUGAGGCCAAGCGUCUGCAGCGCAUGCAAGAGACAGAUGAGCAGCGCGCACGCCGGCUGCAACGAGACCGCGAAGCUAUGCGUCUGAAACGUGCCAACGAGACCCCAGAGAAACGGCAGGCUCGGCUCAUCCGUGAGCGAGAAGCCAAGAGGCUGAAGCGCCGGCUGGAGAAAAUGGACAUGAUGUUGCGCGCUCAGUUUGGUCAGGAUCCCUCCGCAAUGGCUGCACUGGCAGCAGAAAUCAACUUCUUUCCGCUGCCCGUGGGUGGUGUGGAACUGGACAGCCAGCUGCUCAGCAAAAUGGCCUUUGAGGAGCCCAGCCCCAGUACCCCGCACUGAGCUGCUCCCUUGGCAAGAUCGCAGGCAGCCUUUGAGCGCCCUGGAACCCCGUAGCCCAGAAGCAGAGGGAAAAGAAAUCUGUUGCCUGUGCCUUGCGGGGUCGGCUGCAGCCUGCGGUGUCUGUCCUUCCCUGUGAGCGCUCUGUUCAGGUCUAGGCUGUUUGUAUUCAGACCUUCCUCUGCGGCAAGGGCCACGUGACUCCAGUGUCCCUCUUUUGAAGAGGCCGGGGGUGGGGGGGGGGGGGAGAGAAACUGGCAGCCAGCAGCACAAGGGCAGGUGGCUAGAAGCCCUUGUCUCCCGUUCAGCCAGCUUCUCGUGAGUUCUGCCUCGCUAAAGGAAAUCAGCGAAGGCUUGUGCCCUUGGACAGAGCCAGCUGCCUCGGAACGAACAGUCUUUCUCUUGCUAGCAAUGCCUGUUUUGGAUUUGCCAGGUCAGGGCAAGAAAAGAUUCUGUUCUGCUCCUCAUCCCCAGUUUCACAAGGUUUAUUUGUGGUGUCCAGUGAGAGCUGGAGGCCCUUGGAGACAGUCCAGGAACUUUGCCCCACGUUGGUGAAGACGGGGAACUCACUCCUAGACCCUGGUGGGAAUCGGUGGCUGGUUGGAAGUGGGUUUUUUUGUCAUGUGUACAAAUUCCCCUUAAAAGAGAAGAACUGGGUUUCAGUGGAUUUGAUAGUGAACUUCCAGCCUUAAAACUCACCCUGCGCCUGUUUUAGGAAUAAGUCAGACACAACGCCCCCCCCCCUCCCCCGCACUUUGCUUGCUGGGCAAUUGGUAUCUAUAUAUCAAAUAGCAACUUGUGAGCCCCGUUUGUGGGCACCUAAACUCGCAGGCUGGGACCACAUGGAUGCCAUACAGAUUUUUCUGCAAACCUAGGGUACUCCCCAAUUUUUAAAAAAGUAUUGGGGGGGGGGGGGGUUUAAAUUCCCUGAUUUUUUUAAAAAAGUGUUCUCUGCGCAUGCACAGAUAACACUCUUAUCUGCUGUAGUAGCAGUGGCUGCAGGGAUCCAUGCUGGACCCAGCCAUGGGGGAUGCUACGAGCCCAGCCACGGCAGCAGUAGACCACAGGAGCUGCUCUGGGCUCGGAGUGGUUCCCAGACGCUGCCACUGUUGGAGAAUGGGAUCCCCCACAUGGGUUUUGCAGCCUCCCCUGUAAUUCUUAAAUCGUUCUUGGGAUAUCUUUUUGCCGGCUGAUGCCAAACGCAGCAGAAUCAUGAUCAACUGAAUCCAUCUAGCUGAAAAAUAAGAUUAGCAAGUUGUCUUGAGCUUUUCUCCUCUCUAUGGGCAUGUGGGUGGGGGUGAGAUUCCUGCCAGGUCUGUGGGCAGCAGGACACAAGGGGAAGCUGUCCCCACCCUCCCAUCCUUGUCAACGCCCUGUGGCCACCUCUACAUCUUGAGUUGCUAUAGCAACACAAAACACUGCUGAAAUGCCAGGGGGUUGGGGAGGAGAACACCUGGAAAAGACAAGAUUAACUGUUGCUUUUUUUUUUGUAAACCCUGGGGGAAGUCCUGUGUCAUAACUCUUGGGAGGCCUGUGGCGCAGAUUUGCCAGGCCUGCUAGCGGGAGCUCAUGCCUAAUAGACAUAGCAAUAUAUAAUUAUCUGUAUUCAGAGAGCGUGCGAUGCGCAUGCUGUGUGGUGUAGUGGCAGAGGGCAAGCUGUUCUCCAGCCUUCAUUCGGCCAUGGAAAAAGGGCACUGAGCCAUACCAUCCCUGUCACCCUCAGCCCAGCCUACCCCACAGGUCUGCUGCGAGGCUAAAGUGGAAGAGCUCCCUGAGGUUGGAGGACGUGCCUCUUCUCCGUACUUGGAUGGGGCAAAAACAGCCUGAAAGGGCAGUGAAAUAGCGAAGAGUCCUAUUGAGAGGCCAGACAAACUACCCUGGUCAAGCUGAGGGACUCCACCCAACAUUAUGCACAUGAAGGCCCCACAAGGCCCCAUGCAAGAGGCACCUCCCAAUAUUUCCCGCAUGUGGCCCCCAGUCAAUACCAUGCCCCCCCCCCCCCGAAUAGUUCCAGUGACUGCCCUGAGCUGUUGCUGCAGCCAGCAUGCGCUGCCAGGAGAAACAAGAGGCAGACACGGCCACGGAAAAGCUAUUGAUUUAUAAUUAUAUAGAUAUAUGUGUAUAUAUAUGCAUAUAUACUGUGUUUACAUUGUCAACAAAUUAAAUGCAGUAUUAAGAGCAUUAACAAUAAAAAUACAAUCUGUGUUGAAA
Sphaerodactylus townsendi is the source of this 3671-nucleotide messenger RNA. RefSeq names its product zinc finger protein 821 (gene ZNF821). Gene Ontology annotation, cellular component: nucleus. The transcript is spliced from 7 exons. The record is from RefSeq and is a predicted model, not a curated record. Gene Ontology annotation, biological process: regulation of transcription by RNA polymerase II. The coding region runs from base 234 to 1463 and encodes 409 amino acids. Gene Ontology annotation, molecular function: DNA-binding transcription factor activity, RNA polymerase II-specific; RNA polymerase II transcription regulatory region sequence-specific DNA binding. NCBI's taxonomy places the organism in Eukaryota, Metazoa, Chordata, Lepidosauria, Squamata, Sphaerodactylidae.